Molecule: messenger RNA, 912 nt
Organism: Clonostachys byssicola
Lineage: Eukaryota; Fungi; Ascomycota; Sordariomycetes; Hypocreales; Bionectriaceae
Source: the annotation of a GenBank genome assembly
AUGGCACCUGCUUUUCUUAUCACCGGGGCCACUGGCCGUCAGGGUGGCUCGGCAGCCCGCAUCCUGCUUGAGAGAGGAAUGACUGUUCACGUUCUGGUGCGAAAACGAGACUCACCUGCUGCUCAAGAGCUGGAAAGCCUCGGCGCGGUCCUCUUCGAGGGUGAUUUCAACAGUGGGGCGGCAUGUCAGGAGGCGGCGAAGGGAGUCUCGGGCAUAUUCCUCAAUCUCUGGCCCACGCAAGAUCCUGCAGACCAGGCUCGUCAAGCUCAGGCGUUCAUCGACAUAGCAAAGGCUGAUGUCGCGACCAUCGUGGCUUCAACUGCAUUUCUUGCUACCAGGUCGGAUCUCUGGGGAGGUGUGAAUGGGCUGAAGCAAUACUACGCAGGCAAAGUAGGCGUCGAGGAUGCCUUGCGUGAAGCGAAACUAGCCUCCUAUACAAUCCUGCGCCCGGCCUUGCUCAUGCACAACUACCUGAUGCCCGACUCCAAAUACCACUUUCCUGAGUUAUCUACUGAGGGGGUAGUGGCACACGCGUACGGGCCGGGGCGUCGGAUGGCACACUUGGAUGCUGCUGAUGUCGGAAAGUUUGCGGCCGAGGCUCUUCUCCAGCCAGCCAGAUUUAAUGACCACGAAAUUGAGCUUGGCUUCCAAAAUCUGACGCAAGAAGAGAUCGGUGAGGCUCUCAGUGAGGUUAGCGGGCGGACGGUUAAGGUCCAUCGCUGGACUGAAGGCGAGAUCAAGGAGAAGCGAGGGCGCAUUGUAACCCUGCCCUGGCAGCUGCUGGCGAACGAGCACGACCUUUCCGUUGAUGGUGAGAAACUUCAAAGUGAAUAUGGAGUAUCUUUGACCUCAUUCUCCGAGUUUCUCCAUCGUGAGAAGGCCAAGGUUGUGGAGUCACUACCAUCGGCAUGA